GAGCAGCCAUACCCUUGUUCAGAGUGCGGGAAAUGUUUUUCACCGAGAUCCAGUCUGCAUAUAUAUCUGAGAUCUAACACAGAUGAAAAGCCAUAUGUCUGUCCUGAGUGCGGGAAAUACUUUUCAGUGAAGCUUAAUCUUCACACACAUCAGAGAUCUUACAUGAGGGAGCAGCUAUACCCUUGUUCAGAGUGCGGGAAAUCUUUUUCACAGAAGUCCAGCCUGCAUGUAUAUCAGAGACCUCACAUGAGGAAGAUGCUAUAUCCCUGUUCUAAGUGCGGGAAAUUUUUUUCAGAUAAGUAUAGACUUUAUAUAUAUCAGAGAUCUUACACAGGUGAAAAGCCAUAUGUCUGUCCUGAGUGCGGGAAAUACUUUUCAGUGAAGCUUAGUCUUCACACACAUCAGAGAUCUUACAAGGAGGAGAAGUUGUAUACCUGUUCGGAGUGCGGGAAAUGUUUUUCAGAGAAGCCUUUUCUUCAUAUAUGA
Molecule: messenger RNA, 486 nt
Organism: Staurois parvus
Lineage: Eukaryota; Metazoa; Chordata; Amphibia; Anura; Ranidae
Source: the annotation of a GenBank genome assembly